Molecule: messenger RNA, 870 nt
Organism: Malus domestica (apple)
Lineage: Eukaryota; Viridiplantae; Streptophyta; Magnoliopsida; Rosales; Rosaceae
Cellular component (GO): plasma membrane
Source: RefSeq, a predicted model, not a curated record
AUGGCUUCUACAACCCAAAGUAGUCAAGCCCACACAGCAGAUCAACCUCCAACUCAAUCCUCAGAGACCGAUCAGCCUCGCCUCUCCACUGCCGGCCACCCCCAGCCCGGGUACCCUCAAUCUACUAUGAACUAUGCUCAGCCUCAAAAUGGGUAUCCCCCACCCCUGCCCUACCAUGGCUACCCUCCAAACGCCAGUUACAACCCUUAUCAGGCGGACCCGAAUGCGUAUUACGCCACCACCUAUUCUCAACACGAUGAAGCCGCGAGCAGUUUUGCCCGCUGCUUCUGCAUCAUACUAUUCCUCUUACUCACUGGGACCCUUCUGGCUAGCAUCAUCAUGUUCGCAGUCGUCCGUCCCGAAAAUGUCACCUUCAAAGUCGAGUCUUUCGGCGUUUCCAAUUUCAACAUGGUCCCGACAACCAAAGUAGUCUCGGGCAAAUGGGAGGCCACGAUGUUCGUGGAAAACCCUAGCUUUGGUCUGAGGAUGCACGUGGACAAAUGGGAAACUGCCUUGUACCACAAAGAUAACUUUUUGUCGUCGGGAGGGUCGUUCAUGCAGGACAUGCGGUUGGACUCCAAGUCCAAAGGCACCAUGCAGUUGAAGAUGGAGAUGUCCAACUCCACGGCAGGGAGCUCGUCAGUGGAGGACAUGGAGAAGGAGCAGAAGGAAGGAGGGGGUGUGAGCUUCAAUUUAAGGAUGUCGCUCACGUACACAAUGCAACAUGGGUGGUGGUAUAGUAUAAACUAUAGGGCCGGGAUACUCAGGGUGAAAUGUACGGAUUUGAAGGUAAAUCUUCCGGUGGGUGCAAGUAGUGGAAGCAUGCCUGGUGGGAGCUCAAAGAAAUGCGACAUUACCGACGGUUGGUAA